GGGAGCAAGUCCAAGUCACACGAGGACCUGGAGCUUUACUGAAUAGUUGGCGAUUAACAGUUCAGUGCAACAAUGAAAGUCCUGCUUCUGCCUCUGGCCCUGCUGUUCCUCACAGGUGCACAAGGACGCUACUUUUGGCAGAGUGAUGAACCUAAACAUGAAGAAUCUCUACAGAGUAUAUCUAAAAUAUUUCAGAGUGCAGUUGCAAUUCUAACAGAUGUUGUGAAAAACCUGGAGUAUUCAGAAAUUGCAAAAGAAUACAAACUUAAGGAGAAGUUACAAGAAGCAAAGGAAAAUGCUAAUAAAAUGGAGGAUAUUAUCGAAGACUACUUUGAAGAAAUCAAGAAGAAAUUGGAUGAGGAGCUUCUUAAAAACUUCCCAGUGUUCAAGACCAAGGUUGUACCUAUUAUUGAGGACUUUGACGACAAAGUAGAAGAACAUCUGAAGACAUUUGUUAAGGAAGUUGUGCCCAUAGGAUCUGAGCUUUUUGAUGGUGUAAGUAAGCAUGUGACGAGCUUCUUGGAAAAUCUGGGAUCCGUAGCAGAGAAGGGUCGGGACAAUCUGCGAGAAGAAAUAGACAUCCUGCGUGGCAAGCUGCAACCUUACGUGGAUGAUGUCCGGGCAGAGUAUGAGAAGUAUAGCAAGGAGGUGAAAGAUGGAAUGGAUGACAAGGCUUCUGAGCUAAAGGAACAAAUGAGAAAGAAGGUGGAUGACCUAAGGUUGAAAGCUAAACCUUAUCUCAAGUCUCUGGAGAAACAUGGUUCUGAAAAUGUUGAGGAGGCCUGGAGAUAUAUUGAGAAUUUUCUGAAGGAACUUUACAGCUCUAAAGCUCAAUAAUAAGAGCAACAUCAGAGGAGAAAUCAAGACUUGCAAAGACUUGGAAUUGUCCUUGCUCAGAAAUGAUGACUCCAUUGAUUAAUGUCAUUUAUUGAACAUAACCUUUCUGAAAUCAUUCAUUACAUUUUAUUUCAUAGUCCCCGUCCCACACUAUAUUCACUACAAUAUUUCCAUCUAAUCUUCACUCAUUAAAUUUUUAAUAAAUAAAA
Molecule: messenger RNA, 1046 nt
Organism: Pseudophryne corroboree (corroboree frog)
Lineage: Eukaryota; Metazoa; Chordata; Amphibia; Anura; Myobatrachidae
Product: apolipoprotein A-I-like
Exons: 4
Coding region: 73-837 (254 amino acids)
Source: RefSeq, a predicted model, not a curated record